Messenger RNA from Cylas formicarius (sweet potato weevil), 4530 nucleotides. Its product is annotated as ribosome quality control complex subunit NEMF homolog. The transcript has 23 exons. The coding region runs from base 154 to 4449 and encodes 1431 amino acids. The record is from RefSeq and is a predicted model, not a curated record. Gene Ontology annotation, biological process: rescue of stalled cytosolic ribosome; ribosome-associated ubiquitin-dependent protein catabolic process. Gene Ontology annotation, cellular component: RQC complex. Gene Ontology annotation, molecular function: ribosomal large subunit binding; tRNA binding. NCBI's taxonomy places the organism in Eukaryota, Metazoa, Arthropoda, Insecta, Coleoptera, Brentidae.
CUUAGCAUUCUGUGGUAUUCUGCAAAUAGGAACACAGCUGAUAUAGAGAGAAAAACUAUUAGGAGCAUCCGAAAUUUUUGAUACUUAUUUUAGCAAAAGCAGCUUCUAAAUCUAUGUUCAACCCACUGAGUUUUGAAAAAUAGUUGCUUAAAAAUGAAAAUUCGUUAUAAUACAUUCGACAUAGUAUGUGUCGUAACGGAAUUGCAAAAACUUGUUGGAAUGCGAGUAAAUAACGUUUACGACAUAGACAACAAAACCUAUUUAAUCAGAUUGCAGCGCAAUGAAGAGAAAAGCGUUCUACUUUUUGAAUCUGGAAAUCGAAUUCAUUUAACCAAUUUUGAGUGGCCGAAAAAUGUUGCUCCAUCUGGUUUUAGUAUGAAAUUGCGUAAACAUUUAAAAAAUAAACGACUAGAAAAGCUGUCUCAAAUUGGAACUGACAGAAUAAUUGAUAUGCAAUUUGGUUCGGGAGAAGCUGGAUAUCAUGUGAUACUAGAACUUUAUGAUAGAGGAAACAUAGUACUUGCAGAUUAUGAAAUGAUAAUAUUAAAUGUUUUACGGCCGCAUACGGAAGGAGAUAAAGUUAGGUUUGCCGUUAGAGAAAAAUAUCCAGAGAAUAGAGCUAGAGAAACUGCAGGAUUAACCCAAGAAGUAAUAAUAAGUAUACUAGAAAAAGGCAAAAUAGGAGAUCAGGUUAAAAAAGUACUCAUUUCAAAUUUAGAUUAUGGACCAGCUCUAAUUGAACAUGUAUUGUUAAAACAAGGAAUUACAAAUGCCACUAAAAUAGGAAAAAAUUUUAACUUGAAUACAGAUUCUCAUAAAAUUUUCAUUGCCAUUUGUGAAGCAGAUAGUAUCUUCCAGAAAGCAAAAAAUGAAUGCUUUAAGGGAUUCAUUAUUCAAAAGAAAGAGGAACGUGCUAUUACUGAGACAAACAAGGACUCUGAGUUUUAUUCUAACCAGGAAUUCCAUCCCAUGUUAUUUGAACAACAUUCUGCAAUGCCUUAUAAAGAGUUUGGUACAUUUAAUUUGGCAGUUGAUGAAUUCUUUUCCUCUUUGGAGAGUCAAAAAUUAGAACUAAAAGCUGUGCAGCAAGAAAGGGAAGCUUUAAAAAAAUUAGAAAAUGUUAAAAAGGAUCACACCCAAAGAUUAGUGGCGCUAGAAAAAGUUCAGGAAGUUGACAAACAAAAAGCAGAAUUGAUCACCAGAAAUCAAGAAUUAGUGGACAAAGCAAUUUUAUCUGUACAAAUGCUUCUAGCAAAUCAGUUAUCUUGGGAAGAUAUAGAAGAUGUGGUAAAGGAUGCAUCAGCAAAGGGGGAUCCAAUAGCUGGAAGCAUUAGAAAUUUAAAAUUAGAAAUGAAUCACAUUAGUUUAUUCCUGGAUGAUCCCUAUGCCGAGUUUCCCAGUAGUGAUGUUUCAGACAGUGAAGCUAAUGAUAAUAUUCCGUCAAUGUUAGUUGAUGUUGAUUUGGCCCUGACAGCAUUUGCAAACGCACGAAGGUAUUAUGAUCAAAAACGUACUGCAGCCAAAAAGCAACAGAAAACUAUUGAAUCGCAAACAAAAGCUUUGAAGUCUGCAGAAAGGAAGACUCAACAAACACUGAAAGAUAUGCAGACAAUUACUAAUAUAAAUAAGGCAAGGAAAGUGUAUUGGUUUGAGAAAUUUUUUUGGUUCAUAAGUUCAGAGAAUUAUUUAGUGAUUGCGGGACGUGAUCAACAACAAAAUGAGUUGAUUGUUAAACGUUAUUUAAAAGCAACUGAUGUCUAUGUUCAUGCCGAUAUUCACGGAGCAAGUAGUGUCCUAAUUAAAAAUCCUAGUGGUCAACCAGUACCUCCCAAAACUCUAAAUGAUGCCGGUACUAUGGCUAUAUGUUACAGUGUCGCUUGGGAAGCAAAGGUUAUCACUAAUGCCUAUUGGGUAUGGGGCGAUCAAGUUAGUAAAACGGCGCCAACUGGAGAAUAUCUAUCCACAGGUAGUUUCAUGGUAAGGGGAAAAAAGAAUUUCUUACCGCCAUCUCAUUUGAUCCUUGGAUUUAGUUUUCUCUUUAAAUUGGAAGAUGGUUGCAUUGAAAAACAUGCAGGUGAAAGAAAAGUGUUGACUCAAGUUGAGGAAGAUGCGCUGAACCAAGUUGCAGAUGAGGUCAGUAAAGAAGAAGUUGAACUUGAUGUUUUGGACGAGAGUGACGAGGAUGAGUUGAAAAAAGAAAAAGAGAAUAUGUUUAACGCACAAACUGACUUAGAAGUGACAGUUGCUGUUGCUGAUAUAUCAGAAGUAAAAAGUGAAAGCUCUUCAGAUAGUGAAGAAAAGUCGAAUUUUCCUGAUACUCAAAUUAAAAUUCAACAUUUUGAGGGAACUAAACGAAAUAUUUUAAUAGAACCAACAAUAAGAGAGGAGCCUAAAAAUGAACCGGGCAUUUUUUAUCUUGGUGAUAAUAAACCAGUUAUUUUGAAACAAAAUAAUUCUCGGAGCAGAACCAGCAGUCAUUCAAGUAGUAAGACAGAAAAGGACCAACCAAAAAGAGAGGCGGAACAGUCAAACAGACAACAACAGUCUAAACGCGGUCAAAGAAGCAAACUCAAAAAGAUCAAAGAAAAAUACAAAGAUCAAGAUGAGGAAGAGAGAGAGUUAAGGAUGAAUAUUUUGCAGUCCUCUGGUACAGGAAAAGAGACCAAGAAAUCGAAAAAAGGCAAAGAAACACAUACAAAACCGGCGAAGAAACCGCAACCAGCUCCUCGUUUGGCAGAACCAAAAGAAUCUAAUGAUGUAAAUGACGAUGAUGAACCCACGGUCCAAGCUGAGGUGGAUAUGAUAGAUUCAUUGACAGGAAUUCCAUUCGCGGAUGACGAACUGUUAUUUGCUGUGCCUGUGGUCGCGCCAUAUAAUACGCUUUCUAAUUAUAAAUUCAAAGUGAAGUUAACACCAGGGACUGCCAGAAGAGGCAAGGCCGCUCGUACAGCGUUGACGAUGUUUUUGAAAGAUCGCGGUAUUACACAAAGGGAAAAGGAUCUCUUAAAAGCGGUCAAGGACGAGCAGUUGGCUCGGAAUCUUCCCGGUAAAGUUAAACUAUCCGCCCCAAAAAUGCAAGCCCUCAGGAGAUAUUAUUUAAAAGCAACUGAUGUCUAUGUUCAUGCCGAUAUUCACGGAGCAAGUAGUGUCCUAAUUAAAAAUCCUAGUGGUCAACCAGUACCUCCCAAAACUCUAAAUGAUGCCGGUACUAUGGCUAUAUGUUACAGUGUCGCUUGGGAAGCAAAGGUUAUCACUAAUGCCUAUUGGGUAUGGGGCGAUCAAGUUAGUAAAACGGCGCCAACUGGAGAAUAUCUAUCCACAGGUAGUUUCAUGGUAAGGGGAAAAAAGAAUUUCUUACCGCCAUCUCAUUUGAUCCUUGGAUUUAGUUUUCUCUUUAAAUUGGAAGAUGGUUGCAUUGAAAAACAUGCAGGUGAAAGAAAAGUGUUGACUCAAGUUGAGGAAGAUGCGCUGAACCAAGUUGCAGAUGAGGUCAGUAAAGAAGAAGUUGAACUUGAUGUUUUGGACGAGAGUGACGAGGAUGAGUUGAAAAAAGAAAAAGAGAAUAUGUUUAACGCACAAACUGACUUAGAAGUGACAGUUGCUGUUGCUGAUAUAUCAGAAGUAAAAAGUGAAAGCUCUUCAGAUAGUGAAGAAAAGUCGAAUUUUCCUGAUACUCAAAUUAAAAUUCAACAUUUUGAGGGAACUAAACGAAAUAUUUUAAUAGAACCAACAAUAAGAGAGGAGCCUAAAAAUGAACCGGGCAUUUUUUAUCUUGGUGAUAAUAAACCAGUUAUUUUGAAACAAAAUAAUUCUCGGAGCAGAACCAGCAGUCAUUCAAGUAGUAAGACAGAAAAGGACCAACCAAAAAGAGAGGCGGAACAGUCAAACAGACAACAACAGUCUAAACGCGGUCAAAGAAGCAAACUCAAAAAGAUCAAAGAAAAAUACAAAGAUCAAGAUGAGGAAGAGAGAGAGUUAAGGAUGAAUAUUUUGCAGUCCUCUGGUACAGGAAAAGAGACCAAGAAAUCGAAAAAAGGCAAAGAAACACAUACAAAACCGGCGAAGAAACCGCAACCAGCUCCUCGUUUGGCAGAACCAAAAGAAUCUAAUGAUGUAAAUGACGAUGAUGAACCCACGGUCCAAGCUGAGGUGGAUAUGAUAGAUUCAUUGACAGGAAUUCCAUUCGCGGAUGACGAACUGUUAUUUGCUGUGCCUGUGGUCGCGCCAUAUAAUACGCUUUCUAAUUAUAAAUUCAAAGUGAAGUUAACACCAGGGACUGCCAGAAGAGGCAAGGCCGCUCGUACAGCGUUGACGAUGUUUUUGAAAGAUCGCGGUAUUACACAAAGGGAAAAGGAUCUCUUAAAAGCGGUCAAGGACGAGCAGUUGGCUCGGAAUCUUCCCGGUAAAGUUAAACUAUCCGCCCCAAAAAUGCAAGCCCUCAGGAGAUAAUAGGUGAAAUUAUUUUCCUAAAUGGUUAUUGUGAUUGAUUUUGUAUUGCGGUUUUUAAAAUAAAUGUUAUUGUUCUUGAAA